Ornithorhynchus anatinus (platypus) is the source of this 2926-nucleotide messenger RNA. RefSeq names its product PBX homeobox 3 (gene PBX3). The record is from RefSeq and is a predicted model, not a curated record. The transcript is spliced from 9 exons. Gene Ontology annotation, cellular component: nucleus. Bases 93 to 1397 code for a protein of 434 amino acids. NCBI's taxonomy places the organism in Eukaryota, Metazoa, Chordata, Mammalia, Monotremata, Ornithorhynchidae. Gene Ontology annotation, biological process: regulation of transcription by RNA polymerase II; embryonic organ development; eye development. Gene Ontology annotation, molecular function: RNA polymerase II cis-regulatory region sequence-specific DNA binding; DNA-binding transcription factor activity, RNA polymerase II-specific.
CUUUCUCCUCCUCCUCCUCCUCGUCGUCGUCUCCGGACUCCUCCUCCUCCUCCUCCUUCCCGGCGGCCGCCUCCCCGUCCCCGCGCGGCGGGAUGGACGAUCAGUCGAGGAUGUUGCAGACUCUGGCCGGGGUCAACCUGGCCGGCCACUCGGUGCAGGGGGGCAUGGCCCUGCCGCCUCCCCCCCACGGACACGACGGACCCGACGGGGACGGCAGGAAGCAGGACAUCGGCGACAUCCUCCACCAGAUCAUGACCAUCACCGACCAAAGCCUGGACGAGGCGCAAGCAAAGAAACAUGCAUUGAACUGUCACAGGAUGAAGCCCGCUCUCUUCAGCGUCCUGUGCGAAAUCAAAGAGAAAACGGGUCUCAGCAUCAGAGGAGCCCAGGAAGAGGACCCUCCUGAUCCCCAGCUAAUGAGACUGGACAAUAUGCUUUUGGCAGAAGGGGUUUCAGGUCCUGAGAAAGGUGGGGGAUCGGCAGCAGCAGCUGCAGCCGCAGCAGCCUCUGGAGGUUCUUCAGAUAACUCUAUUGAACACUCAGAUUACAGAGCCAAAUUGACCCAGAUCAGACAAAUCUAUCACACAGAACUGGAGAAAUAUGAACAGGCAUGUAAUGAAUUCACUACGCAUGUGAUGAACCUUCUCCGAGAACAGAGUCGAACGCGCCCCAUUUCCCCAAAAGAGAUCGAAAGGAUGGUGGGCAUCAUUCAUCGAAAAUUCAGUUCCAUUCAGAUGCAGCUCAAACAAAGCACUUGUGAAGCAGUAAUGAUUUUAAGAUCAAGGUUCCUUGAUGCCAGGCGAAAAAGACGAAACUUCAGCAAACAGGCAACAGAAAUCUUGAACGAGUAUUUUUACUCACACCUCAGCAACCCUUACCCCAGUGAAGAAGCCAAAGAAGAGCUGGCAAAGAAAUGCAGCAUCACAGUAUCCCAGGUAUCCAAUUGGUUUGGCAACAAAAGAAUCAGGUACAAGAAGAACAUAGGGAAGUUUCAGGAAGAAGCCAAUCUCUAUGCUGCAAAAACGGCUGUGACAGCCGCACAUGCAGUAGCAGCUGCUGUCCAGAAUAACCAGACCAACUCGCCCACCACACCAAAUUCCGGUUCUUCUGGUUCUUUUAACCUCCCCAAUUCUGGGGACAUGUUCAUGAACAUGCAGAGUCUGAAUGGGGAUUCUUACCAGGGGUCCCAAGUCGGAGCCAAUGUGCAAUCACAGGUGGAUACCCUGCGUCAUGUUAUCAAUCAGACGGGAGGCUACAGUGAUGGCUUGGGAGGAAAUUCACUGUACAGUCCACAUAAUUUAAAUGCUAAUGGAGGCUGGCAAGACCCCACAACUCCAUCUUCUGUGACUUCCCCUACAGAAGGCCCGGGAAGUGUGCACUCUGAUACCUCUAACUAAUCUCCUAGCAACCCUUUUCCCUGAGCUGAUGAUAUGCCUUGAUAAGUGCAGUCAGAGCAAUAGGAGGAAAAGGAAAGAUUUUUUUGUAGGCCACCAUCUACAGCUUUACUGUAAAACCUUGUCUUCUUAGAGAACUUGGUAAAUCUGUUUUUUAAGGAAUCAUAAUCAUUGUAUUUAUACUUAAAACACACAAUGUUAAAAAGCACUUUAUCCAAUUAGGCCAAGAUUUAGCAUUGUUUACAGCCCUGUAGCUAUUUUAUCAUAAUUUAUUAUCAGCAGUUUUCACAUUGAUGGUUUAACAGUUGCCAAUUACUUGGCCUUAAGGGUAAAAGUACAAUGGAAGCUUAACCUCAAUAGCAAAAGCAGACACAAAGAUACACCUCACCUAAAUUUAACUUCUCGCAUAUUUCAUUGAGAAAGCUUAAAUGAAUUGCAGACUUUGAUUGUGUUGAAUCUUUUCAUAUUUCUUAUAGAGUUGGAAUAAAAGAGCUGUUUGGUUAUUUCAGUUAACGAUCGUCGUGUUUAAGAAUUCUUCGUCGUCACAUUUUCGUUGUGAUCUCUUAUUUUCUCAUUAGAUCGGAGACUGGUAGCAUCUUCUCUCUCUCUCUCUCUCCCCCCCCCCCACUCUCUCUCUUUCUCUCUCUCUUGCUCGCUCGCUCUCUCUCUCUGAAAGCACCAGUGCCCAGAGUCUACUCUGUAAUUUAAUCAUGGACGUAGAUUGUUCUAAGAGAUGAAGAUACUUGCUGCUUAUUUUUGUGAAAACCGAGAUCUGGGGUUUUACAGUACGAGCUGGGUGCUGCACACGGAUUUGUCAAGAUUUGCUACUUCCUCUUGGCAACAAAAAGGCACCAUUAUAUGGAGUGUUGUAUAUAGUGUAGCAAAAGAGUAUUUAUACAUCUCACCAAUCAAAACACAGCUUUAUUACCUCAUGCGAACUCAUACAAACCAAUAGAAUUCCAACAUGUUCUGUAGCUUAGAGUCCUCACUUACUACCUCUGAACAAUACUCACAAUGUAGUUUGUCUCUUUCUUAUCUUUUUUGCAUCUUGUAAUUAACUCUUUGUUUCCCUUCAUGAAAUGUAAUGUACAUUGUAAUCUUUUAAAACAAAUCAGGGUUGCCUUUGCAACUUUUAAAAAAAUCUAAAGUAGAAACAUUGGGUCUUAAUUUAACACAAAAUCAGUAAAACUGUUGUAAAUACUGAGAAACAUUUUGAAUGUUCGUCAUCUUGUUACUAAUCCACGCAAAAAAAAAAAAAAACCCCAACAACCUAAUUGUGAUGCAUACAGAUUUCAGUAUUCAGUACUGUAUCUUUCACCCUGUGUAACGGGGCCCCUUUCCUUUUUCUCUUUUGUAUUGUAUGCGAUUCUGAAACUGAUUGAGUCAUGAAAAUAAUUUGUGGCAGUGAUUCUAAUGUAUUAAAAACGUUUCGUGUUACUUUCUAACUGGAUUACACCCUGGAUUGAAAAAAAGUCUUCCUCGUGGUAGUUAUAUGUAGUUUCAAACAUGAAUAAACUUUUUGCUUUCAUGAU